AGUGUCGUCAUCUCUUAAAACCAAUAACGCGUCGUCGUUGGUUGGUGGUCAAGGAGCUACGCAAGAGUAAUCUCCUUCCUUUGCUUCUCCUUCUCUCUCUCUUCCUCUUCCUCUCUCUCUCGAUCGGUUUCUCCCUCUUUUUCUUUGUCUCUCGCACAGACCAAAAGCAAACGCACCGCCUCUCGAAUCGCGAUUCUCCCUUUCCGUGCGUGUCAUGGUUCGGAUCAGGGUAGCUUUGAUGCUCUUCUCCCCUCCUUAGCUACAUCUAGCUAGCUCUAGCUAAUUAAGCUAUUGCCUUAAGCUAGCUAGAUCCAGAAAUCUGACCUAAUUAAUAUCCGAUCAGUAAGCAGCUGGUUCGUCGAUAUAUACCUGCAUCCGUUCGUUCAGGAAGAAAACCGAGAGGAUCGAAGGGAUAGAACUCCACGACCUGAUCAAUCGAUCGAAGAUGGUCGAGGGCCUCGAGGCGGCGAAGGACGUGGUGGACUUGGAGAAGGCGAUCGACAUCAUCGAUGCUGCUGCUGUUGUUGAGGCAAUAGCUGGAGAAGAAAAGGUUCCUGCAGAUCUGCAAGUGCAGGUGCAACGCGAUGCCAGUAAGCUGAAUAAUCAGCAUGCCCGGAAGAAGUACUGGCUGCUGCUGUGGUUCCUGAUCGUUGUUUGGGUGAUGAUUCUGACAGAUCAUUUCUUCGACGUCGACGGAGACCAACAAAACGAUCAUGCCGAAUCCGACAGCCCGCAUUCCACGCUCGCCAAGUUCAUCGGCUUCCUGAGUGUCAUCUGCCUCAUGUUUCGCGCCCUUGAUUAAACGGUGGCAGUUGCGUGUCACUGGGCCUACUAUCUGCGCGUCACUUCUGCUCUCACAGUUCAUGUGUUAAAUUUGUUCUUUUAUGGGACGAGGAGAGCACGUUUGCAACUCAAUUAUAAGUACUAUGACUUAUGAUUGUAAUAAUAAAUUCGCUGGGACUUGUAUGACUUAUGAUUGUAAUAAUAAAUUCACAGGAGACCAAGGUUGUCAG
Molecule: messenger RNA, 1013 nt
Organism: Oryza sativa Japonica Group (Japanese rice)
Lineage: Eukaryota; Viridiplantae; Streptophyta; Magnoliopsida; Poales; Poaceae
Source: RefSeq, a predicted model, not a curated record